This is a messenger RNA of Plodia interpunctella (Indianmeal moth), 3118 nucleotides long. RefSeq lists its product as uncharacterized. Gene Ontology annotation, molecular function: RNA binding; RNA helicase activity; ATP binding. Bases 199 to 2187 code for a protein of 662 amino acids. The transcript has a single exon. The record is from RefSeq and is a predicted model, not a curated record. Lineage: Eukaryota; Metazoa; Arthropoda; Insecta; Lepidoptera; Pyralidae.
AGUCAGUCAAACCGACCGGCUUGACCGGCUUCUUUCUUUCUGUUCAGUCCAGUCAGGUCAGGGCGGGUUGAUUGAAGUGAAGAUCGUUUUCCCUUGUUUAUUUCCGAAUUUCCGAUUCCAUUUAAGAUACUAAAUUCAGCAGCGACCAAGCUGCAAUAUACAUUUACCAUUUGCUAAAGCUAAACCAAACGGACGACAAUGGGAGAUUUUGAAGACGAGUGGUUAGAACAUGAUGAGAUUCAAGGGGCUCAAGCUCCGGCGCCUAGAACUUAUAACAAUAAUUCUCGCGUGUAUCGUCCCAGUGCUGGUAGAGGCAGAGGAGAACGAGGUGUCAGAGGCCGAAGCAACGAAAGCAAUUGGAGAUCACGCGGUAAUCCUGCUGGCGGGGACUAUCAAAAUACGAGACGUGAUUUCCCUAGGCGCGAAGACGGAAACAAGAAAUCUAUGUAUGUUUCUUCGCAAAAGAUUGGACGUAUCAUUGGCAAAGGGGGAUCUAAAAUACGAGAAUUAGAAUCUGAAUCUCAAGCAAAAAUUAAAAUUGGCGACUCAAGCGGCACCGAGACCGAAGUUACUCUUAUUGGAUCUGAUGAAGCCAUAUCUAAGGUAGAAGAUUUGUUAAAUGACCUUUUGCAGGACUAUAAGCCGCCACCAAAAGAGAACCACAAUCAAAGUGCUGGCAGUGGUGGGUCUAAUGAAUUUUUCAAAACAAAUGAGUCAGGUGUACAAGUUAUUGAUUGGGAUAAAUUAAACAAUUUUCAUGAUCAACACCAACAAGAGCGAUGGGAGAACUUACCACCUAUUAUUAAAGACUUUUACAAAGAAGACCCAGAGGUAGCUGCUUUGACACCGGCAGCAAUUGCUCAUUGGCGUCUUGCUAACAAUGAUAUCCAAGUGAAGAGGACUUUUGAUGACAAGCCAGGUUUGAAACCCAUUCCAAAUCCAGUGAUGACUUUUGAACAAGCAUUUAAACACUAUCCAGAAAUUUUAGAUGAGAUUUAUAAACAAGGCUUCACAAAGCCAUCUCCAAUUCAGAGUCAGGCAUGGCCAAUACUUUUAAGAGGGGAGGACUUGAUUGGUAUUGCUCAGACUGGUACUGGGAAGACAUUAGCAUUUUUAUUGCCUGCUUUGAUACAUAUUGAAGGACAAGUGAUUCCAAGAGAAGAGAGAGAUGGCCCUACUGUGCUGAUCAUGGCACCCACUAGGGAGCUAGCACUUCAAAUUGACAAGGAAGUAUCCAAAUAUCAGUACAAAGGAAUUAAGUCUGUUUGUUUGUAUGGUGGUGGAGACAGAAGGGAACAAAUCAAAGUGGUGGCUAAAGGAGUUGACAUUGUGAUAGCUACUCCUGGUAGACUAAAUGACUUGGUGAUGGCUAGGCAUUUGAAUAUAAUCAACUUUUCUUAUAUAGUGUUGGAUGAAGCUGACAGAAUGUUAGAUAUGGGUUUUGAACCACAGAUUCGUAAAUCCUUAUUUGAUGUUAGGCCAGACCGACAGACUGUUAUGACUUCUGCUACUUGGCCACCAGGUGUGCGUCGACUGGCAAGUUCAUACAUGAAAGAUCCAAUUCAAGUCAAUGUAGGUUCUCUAGACCUAGCUGCAGUCCACACAGUAACCCAGAAAAUCAUGUUUGUGGAAGAAGGUGACAAGGAAGCUGUAUUGCUAGAGUUCCUGAACAAUAUGGAUCCUAAUGAUAAAGUUAUUAUAUUCUGUGGCAAGAAAGCUACAGCUACACACAUUUCCACAGAGUUGGCUAUGAAGGGUAUCGAGUGUCAAUCAUUGCAUGGAGACAGAGAUCAAAGUGACCGUGAGGAGGCAUUAGCUGACAUGGUUGAUGGUAACGUCAAUAUUUUGGUAGCUACAGAUGUUGCUUCAAGAGGAAUAGACAUCAAAGAUCUGACACAUGUAGUUAACUUGGACUUUCCCCGGCACAUUGAAGAAUAUGUGCACAGAGUUGGCAGGACAGGGAGAGCUGGAAAGACCGGCACUGCUCUGUCAUUCAUAGCUAGGAAUGAUUGGGCACAUGCCAGAGAUCUGAUUAAGAUACUGGAGGAAGCCAAUCAGGAUGUUCCAGAUGAGUUGGAAUUGAUGGCUCAAAGAUUUGAAGCUAUGAAGCUUAGAAGGGAGAAAGAAGGGGGUGGGUAUGGGGGCAGGGGAGGACGCGGCGGGAGAGGCCGACGUGAUAGAUACUAGUUUUUGAUACCCUUUGCCAAAGUUGUGUUAGAUGAGGCAAAAUAUCCAACAGUUACAUUCCUAUCUGCACAAAUUUGGUUAAAUUUAGUAUUUUGUUGUUAGAAAAUUAGUUUGUUUUUACACAGUAUAAGUGUCUACACAUCUGAAUUAGUAACAACUAUCUAACUUACUACUAACUAUACAAUAUUUUCUCUGAACAACUUUAAGGUGUUUGAACAACUUUGUAAUACAAUUACUAAUCUAUUUACCGUUAGUCUUGUACAUUUUUUUAAUUUUUUUUUCUUGUAAGAUUGUGUGGAAUAUACUCUUAAAAACAUUUAUGAGACAUUUGUUGAUUAAAAAUCAGAUAUGGAGACACUUUCUAGGUACUACUUAAUGCUGUGAUAUAUUUUUGUGUUAAGUAUAUUUUCUAAUAGUUCUUAGAAACUUCUUUGAGAAGUGAAUGUCAAAGGCAAUAAAUGAUGUAAGAAAACUAAAGAGUAGGUAAUACGUGUGUAUUUCUUUUACAAUUUUUUCAACCAUACAAUACAACAGUAAAAGCGUAGUCAGGAAAUCGUUUUGAAUAUCAUAUUAUCUAACGGAAAUUUGAUCGAUAUUUUGUAACACUUAUAUUUAAAUACGACACUUAUCGCCUAUCAUGGACUAAAAUAUAAAGUUUGUAAAAUAUAUAACAAAAUUGUCCAUGUCGCCUAUUACAUAGUGCUCAGCUAAUAAUGUCGUGCAUUCAAAGUUUUAGAAUAAGAUUUUGGAAUCUAAAUUUAUGUGGAUGAUGAUUACAUGGUUGUAAUAAUAAACAUUUAUCGUUUCUUCAAAACGUUUCUUUUCCGGAUUCGAACAAUAUCACUGACAUAACAAUAGGAAAUAAAUAAUUCUAUAGACUAUACAGAAUAGACAUACAAUCUUGCGGUAAAUAUAAGCGUUACUUAGACGA